GGCUGCUGGGUGGGAACAUGAAGGCUGAGCACAGUUCUGAACUGCCCAAACCAGAGACUGACUGGGAGUCCGGCACAAGAUCUGGCGAUUGCUUAACGAGACUCGAUGGUUUUAUCUGCAGUAAAUGUGGUGAAACCUUCACUGUGAAUAGUCAUCUUCUCACCCACCUCUGUGGGAAACACGAGAGAAUCUACUCCAGAGAGAAACUAUACAGCUGUACAGAAUGUCGGAGAACCUUCACUACAGACACAGAACUCCAAUCUCACCAAAUGAUUUACAUGGAAAGGGACCCAUUCACCUGUACAGAAUGUGGGAAAUCUUUUUCUGAAAGGGGCAAUCUUAAAUGCCACCACAAAACUCACACUGGAGAGAAACCAUUCACCUGUAUGGAAUGUGGGAAAUGUUUUUCUGUAAAGAGUUCCCUUAAGCACCACUACAAAGCUCACAUUACAGAGAAAGCAGUCCGUUGUACAGAAUGCGGGAAAGAGUUUACUUCAAAGUAUUACCUGAAUGUACACAAAAGACUUCACACUGGAGAGAAACCAUUCACCUGUACACAAUGUGGGAAAUGUUUUUCUGAUAAGAGCGCGCUUAAAUACCACCACAAAACUCACACUGGAGAGAAACCUUUUGCCUGUACAGAAUGUGGGAAGAGUUUUACUGAAAAAAGUAUACUUCAAAAGCACCAAAGAACUCACACUGGUGAGAAACCAUUCACCUGUACAGAAUGUGGGAAAUCUUAUUCAGCAAUGAGCACUCUUGAAUGCCACCGCAGAACUCACACCGGAGAGAAACCAUUUACCUGUACCGAAUGUGGGAAGAGUUUUACUGAAAAAAGUAUUCUACGAAAGCACCAUAAAACUCACACUGGAGAGAAACCAUUCACCUGUACCGAAUGUGGGAAGAGUUUUACUGAAAAAAGUAUACUUCGAAAGCACCAAAUAACUCACACAGGAGAGAAACCAUUCACCUGUACAGAAUGUGGGAAAUGUUUUUCUGAUAAGACUGCACUUAAAUACCACCACAAAACUCACACUGGAGAGAAACCGUUUGCCUGCACAGAAUGUGGGAAGAGUUUUACUGAUAAAAGUAUACUUCGAAACCACCAAAGAACUCACACUGGUGAGAAACCAUUCACCUGUACAGAAUGUGGGAAAUCUUAUUCUGCAAUGAGCACCCUUAAAUGCCACCGCAGAACUCACACUGGAGAGAAACCAUUCACCUGUACCGAAUGUGGGAAGAGUUUUACUGAAAAAAGUAUACUUCGGAAGCACCACAAAACUCACACCGGAGAGAAACCAUUCACCUGUACCGAAUGUGGGAAGAGUUUUACUCAUAAAAGUAUUCUUCAAAAGCACCAAAGAACUCACACAGGAGAGAAACCAUUCACCUGUACUGAAUGUGGGAAAUGUUUUUCUGAUAAGACCGCAAUUAAAUACCACCGCAUAACUCACACUGGAGAGAAACCAUUCACCUGUACAGAAUGACGGGAACAAAGGUUUCCUUUUAAAACAACUCUUAACAAACAUACAAUAGAUGCUUGGGAGGAACCUUAUAUGGGUCGCUGA
Messenger RNA from Xenopus laevis (African clawed frog), 1568 nucleotides. Its product is annotated as oocyte zinc finger protein XlCOF6-like. The record is from RefSeq and is a predicted model, not a curated record. NCBI's taxonomy places the organism in Eukaryota, Metazoa, Chordata, Amphibia, Anura, Pipidae. The transcript is spliced from 2 exons.